This is a messenger RNA of Erigeron canadensis, 1929 nucleotides long. RefSeq names its product beta-hexosaminidase 3. Gene Ontology annotation, cellular component: membrane. NCBI's taxonomy places the organism in Eukaryota, Viridiplantae, Streptophyta, Magnoliopsida, Asterales, Asteraceae. The transcript is spliced from 15 exons. Gene Ontology annotation, molecular function: beta-N-acetylhexosaminidase activity. Gene Ontology annotation, biological process: glycosaminoglycan metabolic process; carbohydrate metabolic process. The record is from RefSeq and is a predicted model, not a curated record. Bases 127 to 1710 code for a protein of 527 amino acids.
GAAGAUUAUGGGCAAGAGGGCGGACUUACUUACAGAUCCAUACAUCUAUAUCCUCUCCCGGUCUUUUUCUUUCUCUCUCACACCCAUCAUCAUUUCCCAUUUGUGACAGAUUGCUGAGAGGGAAAGAUGAGAUGGCAAACCAUCGUUUUUGGCCUUAUGCUUCAAGUUAUUUUGGUAUUUGGUUCUCAAUAUCCAAAAAAUCUCAACAUAUGGCCAAUGCCCGAAUCAGUAGAAUACGGCAACCAAACGUUUUAUCUAAGCAAGGAUUUCCAUCUCACGACUGAUGGAAGCAAAUACAAGGAUGCAUCUGGGAUCCUCAAGGAUGGAUUCGCUAGGUUGCUUGAUGUUGUCACAGCAAACAAUGUUAUUGAAUACAACUUUGGAAAAGUUUACGACUCUUUCCUUUUACAGGGAAUCCACGUGGUUGUUCAUUCAGAAAGUGAUGAGUUGCAAUAUAAUAUAGAUGAGUCCUACAAGCUUUAUAUUCAUCCACAAGGAAAUCCUGUCUAUGCCAAUAUUGAGGCAGCUACUGUCUAUGGAGCCCUACAUGCUCUGCAGACUUUCAGCCAAUUGUGCCAUUUUAACCUUAAAACAAGAAAGAUAGUAGUUAAUCAGGUACCAUGGACCAUUACUGAUCGACCUCGUUUCUCAUAUAGAGGUCUCUUAAUUGAUACCUCCCGGCAUUAUCAGCCCUUGCAGAUGAUAAAGAAAGUUAUUGAUUCUAUGGCUUAUGCAAAGCUGAAUGUUUUGCACUGGCAUAUAGUAGACAGAGAGUCUUUUCCUUUAGAGAUACCUUCAUUUCCCAAACUAUGGAAUGGUGCCUAUUCCAUAACUGAACGCUAUACAAUGGCUGUUGCAGCUGAUAUCGUGAGUUAUGCUAAAAGAAGGGGGAUCAAUGUGCUUGCUGAGCUUGAUGUUCCUGGACAUGCUAAAUCCUGGGGGGUUGGUUAUCCUGCAUUAUGGCCAUCGAAGAAAUGUCAAGAGCCACUUGAUGUCAGUAGUGAUUUCACAUUCAAAUUGAUAGAUGGAGUUCUUUCAGAUUUCAGUCAGAUAUUCAAGUACAGGUUUGUACAUUUGGGAGGUGAUGAAGUUGACACCAGUUGCUGGAGCUCCACUCCUCGUAUACAAAAAUGGUUAGAACAGAAAGGUCUAAACGAAUCUCAAGCUUAUGAAUAUUUUGUCUUGAAGGCACAGAAGAUAGCUGUGUCUCAUGGCUAUGAAGUUAUAAACUGGGAGGAAACCUUUAACCAAUUUGGUAGCAAACUGGACAGAAAAACGAUUGUCCAUAACUGGCUUGGGAGUGGUGUUGCUGAGCGAGUUGUUGCAACUGGAUUGAGGUGCAUUGUAAGCAACCAAGACAAGUGGUAUCUGGAUCACUUGGAUACUGAUUGGUCAACAUUUUAUAUGAAUGAACCCCUUACAAAUAUUACAAAUCCUGAGCAACAGAAACUAGUUCUUGGUGGUGAAGUCUGCAUGUGGGGUGAAACUGUUGAUGGGUCGGACAUUGAACAGACCAUAUGGCCACGUGCCGCAGCAGCUGCAGAGAGGUUGUGGACUCGUUUUGACAAGCUUCCCAAAGACCCAAGUCAAGUCGCCUCAAGGUUAGCAAAUUUUAGGUGCUUGCUAAAUCAAAGAGGAGUUGCAGCUGCACCAUUGGAUGGUCUAGGACGUGCACCACCGAUAGAGGCAGGCUCCUGCUAUGUUCAAUAGUAGCAUGAAGGUGGAUAAAGUACAAUUCUUUCGAUAAUCACAAAUAAAAAUGGUCAAGUUAUAGUGAUAAAAUUUGGGAAACUUGAGGUAUAGACUUUGGAAAAGGGAGCUGGUAAAAGCUGUACUAAUCAAGACAAUGAAAUUGUAAACUAUGUGUAUUGUCUAUGUAAACUACAUUUAUGAUGCAAUUUGUGUUCAUGGAUGAAGUAAUUGCUACAA